UGUAUAUAAAGUCUUCGAGGACGACCUGCGCGUCUCUGCAGAAACGGAGCUUGUUGUGCGUUCUCUGUGUGCAAUGUUUACUCUUCACUGACCUUCAUCAUGUCCUUGCGACUGCUGCCCAUCCCACCGCUCGACCACUGCUCCGUGAGUGACUGAACGCUUCACAAGCCUCCAACAGCUCUGCAUAUCCAAGUUGCAAACAAAGCAAAGCAGAGCAAGCAAAACAAAACAAAACAAAAGAUCCAGUGCUCAAUGCCGGCCUUCAACCUCUGCUCCUAAUGCUCGAUGGACGAUUGAAAUAAACAAGGAGUGAAAGAAGCUGGAUCUCCAUCUGCAUUGAGGCCAUAUAGCUUGUACACGCUCUGCUGAACCAACUCUUCUUCCUGGCCAAAGCCCUAAACUCAGUUCCACACCUUUCUCCCAAAAUCAACAGCCAUCCACCUUCACCAUGGAAGCCCCCUAUGUGGGACAACCUCCUCCCCAAAAAGUAGGCCGAAUGAUGGCGGCCAAACGUGAUGCAAACCCGACCCUGAAGGAGCCUCUUACGAUCAAUACGGACACGAAGGGCUACCGUCUGUCGGGCCAAUCCUCCAUAUCGCAGUCCAGACAGAACAGGAACUCGACCCUGACAGAGGCGCCGACUGUUUCUACACAAAGCCCGUUCGUGUCGCCGACAGCUUCGAGCUUUCGUGGAGACGGGUUAACACCUCGACCUCCAUCGUUUGGAUAUGCCGGAGUCGAUUACAGCAAGGAAUUUACGGACAGACGCCGAAGACGAGACUCGCGGAACAGAGAACAAUACUUCGACGAAGUCCCACCCCCUGCGGCACCAGACGCCCCCAGACCUCCUCCGCCUACCAGCUACAAGCUGCCAUACAGCAACGGGGCGUCCCCAACCUACCAAACUGCUGUUCGUCCAAGGUCGGCUCGAAGACCUGAAGGACCAAUGAGUCCUGGCGAGAUCCCCCAGGAUUAUAUUUACGGUAUGAGAGACGGAUACAGAGGCACAGAGAGAACAGGUGGUAGUGGCAGGGGGGUGGGUACCGCAUCUGGAUGGAAUCAUGAGAGGUCGGAAUACCUUGAUGGGCCCCAAUCACGGCCAAGGAACGCAUCGAUUUCAGAAGGGGGGGCACAACGACGUAGAGACUGGGCGCCAGACAGGUCCCCUCUACAGAGGCUAGAACGGACGCUAGACGGAAUCACCAAGGAAGAAAAGCGAGCCCGUGCUGAGCAAGCUGAGCUUCUUGCAAGAGAGGCCAAAUCUGAUCGUGGAGAUGAGCGAACAGCACGAACUUCUGUUCGUUUCAGGAAUCGGCCUGUUGUGAAAGCGCCAGAGUCCAGCUCACAGCCGGGGCCCCAGACUGUACCUGAAGCUGGACUGGCCACGAACCCAAGCAGGAAACAAAAGGAGCAGCCACAACGAAGUGGUACUGUUGAAAACAGGCGCGCAGUUCCAGCUGAUGUACCAAUCCUUUCACCCACAAGCAGAGGUUUCGAUUAUCAACCGCAACAGAACGUUGAUCCCCAGAAACCACAGAGCCGUCCUACUUCUCGACGCGGAUCGAGCACUCAUGAGCGAGCUGCCAUACCAGCUGUAGGAGCAGCUGGAGUAGCCGCUGGAGUAGCUGCAACAGCAUGGCUCUCGUCCCGCAGCGAAAGCAAUAAGUUGCAGAAUGAAGCACCUGGAGAUCCCUGGAUCAGUCGUAGAAGUAGUGCUGAGAAGCAAUAUCAGGAGGUCACUGCCCCGCGAAGACCGUCCGUCAACGACAGUUUUCAACAAAUUGCGACCGGAGCGAGCCCUCCUAGGGGCACCGCAUUCAGUAGUCAUCCUCAAAUCUCCAAAGACAAGCAACUUCCCUCAUUGCCCCAGGAGGCGCUUACAUUUGCAGAGCCUAUUGGUGACAAUGGUAACGUCGGGGUUGAUGCUAAACCUACUCGGCGAGGAGACUCACGAAAAAUUGAGCAAUUGACAGGAGCUCAGGCACCCACCAACCAGCAUCAGAUGUACCGCAGUGGUUUAGGUGGCUCUGGAAGCCUUGCACGUCCUACUAGUCAACGCCAACCUGGAAUGGCUCAACCUGCGACAGUCAACGGUGCCAAGAGCGCAAUUCUUGCACCCAACAAUGGAGAUUAUGUGCGAAGUUCGGAUCGCCAAGGGCACCAAGGGGGGCAUCACAUCUCCAAUAUCUUUCAUCCUGGGAGGCCUGCAGGACCAGGAGUCUAUACCCCGAAGAAACGCCUGGAUGAAUGGAGAAAGGGUGGGGUUGUUCUGCUGGAUGGAGCAAUGCUCGACCUAGACGUGAUGGAAAGAUCGGAGGCAGAGAAGAACAAGGCUUGGUGGGAAGCAGGAAACACCGGUAGAAGGAGGAGCUCUACAACACAACGGAAAAUAGAGGCUUACGAUGGGGAAUAUGAUAACACAAAUGCCCCUACAAGAUUCACACCACCUUUGUUCCUCAAGAGUGGCCCGUUAUUACGGUAUUGCGGCAUGCGUCGGGAAAGACGCCAAGGUCGUUAUCCGCCUAAUGUUCCGAGACCUGAGCGAGAAAUAUGGAGAGGAAGUGUGAUGAUAGUAACUGAAGACUCAAGGUCUUCUUACGAACUUGCGCCGACUCUUCGGCUAUUCGUCCAGCCGAUGGACCUUUUACCUCCUCCUCCAGCGCGUGUUGAUGGGGAGGCUGGUGAGCUUGCUUCUGAAUACAUCGAUCCAAUUGCAGGUCUUCCCAAGGUUGGACGAGAUGGCAGAACUCUAUACGUUCGACCUGUAGACCAUCUUAACGAGAUGCAGGACUUAUCCAAGGAGGAAUCAGAUCAGGGGAUCUUUGAAACCCGCCCUACCCCACUCGAUGGCAUUAAAGAUCCGAAGAAGGCUACGCGCAAGAUGCCAUAUUACGAUGGAGAGAAAGCCGGGAAGUACAAAGAAAUCCGAGGCUUCCGACUGCAUACAGAAUACGGGGUUACCUUCUGGAGGUUCAACAUUGAAAUAGAACUUCGAGAGAAGCAACAACGUAUUGCUUAUCGAAUCAAUCGUGGCCCUGCGACUGGAUUCUGGGUCCCGGCUCGUGACCAGGUCAUGAACAUCAUGUUCUACAGCUGCAAUGGUUUCAGCGCAGGAGUUGACCCUAACCAGUUCAAUGGUCCGGAUCCAAUGUGGCGAGACGUUCUGAACACACACCAAACCCAGCCAUUCCAUGUCAUGCUUGGCGGUGGAGAUCAACUAUAUAAUGAUGCUGUCCAACACGAAACUGUACUAUUCAAGCAAUGGACUGAAAUCAGAGAUCAACACCAUAAGCAACGUAUGCCAUUCACGCCAGAACUCCAGGAGGAACUCGAAUUGUUCUACCUGAAUCGAUAUUCAAUGUGGUUCUCGCAAGGUUUAUUCGGUUUUGCGGCCUCACAAAUCCCAAUGAUCAAUAUUUUUGACGACCAUGAUAUCAUUGAUGGUUGGGGGUCGUACCCUGAUCAUUAUAUGAGGUCGCCGAUCAUGUCAGGUCUGGGAUCAGUCGCCUUCAAGUACUACAUGUUAUUCCAACACCAAAGUAGCAUCGACGAAGGGGAGGACACUGAACCCAGUUGGAUUUUAGGUACACAUCCAGGUCCAUACAUUCCGGAGUUAAGCCGAAGCAUCUUCACGCAUCUUGGACGGAGUGUAGCUUUUCUUGGCCUUGAUUGUCGAACGGAGAGAACGAAUGGCGAGGUUGUCAGCGCCGAAACUUAUGACAAAAUCUUUGACCGACUUGAAACAGAUAUCGUUAAGGGAGAAACAGAGCAUCUCAUAGUUCUGUUGGGUGUUCCGAUUGCAUACCCGAGAAUGGUCUGGUUGGAAAACAUCCUUACAUCUAGAGUCAUGGAUCCCGUCAAAGCACUUAGCAGGAUGGGACUGCUGGGCAAAGGUCUCUUAAAUCACCUGGAUGGAGGAGUCGAAAUCCUGGAUGACCUAGACGAUCAUUGGACAGCUAAGCAUCAUAAAGAUGAACGGUAUUUCCUCAUCGACGAGCUUCAGAACUUGGCUGCCGAGAAAUCUGUCCGCAUCACAAUCCUUGGUGGCGACGUCCAUCUCGCUGCAAUCGGCCAGUUCUACUCUAACCCGAAGCUCAACAUUCCGAAGGAUCGUGACUACCGCUACAUGCCAAAUAUCAUAUCUUCAGCCAUCGUCAAUACGCCUCCACCAGAUGCGAUUGCUGAUUUUCUUAAUAAGCGCAAUAAGAUUCAUCACCUCGAUGCGGACACAGAUGAAGAUAUGAUUCCGAUUUUUACUCACGAUGUCAAUGGAAAGCAGAGAAACAACAAGCGAUUGCUGAAUCGCCGUAAUUGGUGCUCAAUCCGUGUUUAUGAUCCUGAACGAAGCCCUCCACCAACCGCAGAUGAAGCGUCUUUCGACCGAAGCCCGAGUCCACCAAAACGUGAGGGUCUCCUCCGACGCCUCUCAAGCUCCCGAGGCCGAGGACCCCGCUAUCGUCCUGACGGUGGCAAUCCUGAUCCUUCCCGUCCACCUCUUUCAAACCCUGGCUUCUUUAACCGCCGCCCAUCCUUUUCACGCUCACGCCGAGGCUCUACCGAGUCCCAGAGGUCGAAUAGUGUUAUAAGGCGAACGCUCUCACUAACCCGCAAGGAUUUCUUACCGGAGGGUCUCUUCCGCCGAAAUAGUAAAUCGAGACCUGACGAUGGCGGUAUAAACGGCUAUGGAGCGGAUAGCGAUGACGACGUGCCUUACCAUCAACAGGAUGUUCGCUCCGGACUCCGCGGCGGCGGGCUGGAAGACGACGAACGUUACUUCCCCAAGCCUUUCGGUCGCACACCCGGCCACCCCGUCGAAGAUCCAAGUAUGUCCAUCGCAGGCCCAUACCCUCAACCUCAACCUGCUCCCCCAACCAACAAAUACCACAUCGUGCCUACCUCUCAGUUGGAAAGACCUGGCAAGGCAGUGGGAGGAGGAGCUAUUAACCUUGAGGGAGGCUUGGACAUCUGCCUCAACGUGGAAGUUAAUGCCAAGGAUCCGGCUGGCAUCACCAUGCCAUAUCGAUUAUUGGUACCGAGACUCUGGUAUGAAGAGGAUGCGGAGCACCAGGGACAAGCGGCGGAAAACCUCAACACCGGCUUGAAGAGGUGGGAAUCUUUCUCCGACAAGAAUAAUCGGAGAAGAAGACUGAGCUUCACCAGAAGAACGGAGGGCUCCGCUAACAGCGGACAGGGUUGAAUUCAUGAGGGACACGAUUAGAGAAGAGAAAUGAGAAACAUGAGGAAAUAAUGCCAAAGGGGGUUCGUAGAAUGGUUUGUAGAAUACCUAGAUAGAUAGAAAGUUUGAGAAGUCCUCUAUCUCUCUCUCUUGUACAAGUUAUCAAAUCAAUUUCUAUCUACCCCCGUACCACCCUCCAUAUAUCUAUCUAUCCC
Molecule: messenger RNA, 5391 nt
Organism: Amorphotheca resinae ATCC 22711
Lineage: Eukaryota; Fungi; Ascomycota; Leotiomycetes; Helotiales; Amorphothecaceae
Exons: 4
Coding region: 449-5197 (1582 amino acids)
Cellular component (GO): membrane
Source: RefSeq, a predicted model, not a curated record